AUGAUUGGCUGGAGAAAAUUUCGUAUUAUUACUAUUUCUGUUAUCAUUUAUGCUAUUUGCAUUUAUACAAAUAAUAAUUUAUAUACGAAAUUACCAUUGCAUUUUGAUUACGAUACGAUUGAUGAUCGAUUUCAAUUGAUUUCAAACAUUUUCAAGAAAAAUUUUGCGGAUGAUUGGGAACAUGCAGGUGCUGCAUUAACAGUUUACUUUAAAGAUCAGAAAGUUCUCGAUAUUUGGGGCGGAUAUGCUGAUGUGCAAGCGGCCAGGAAAUGGCAAGUGGAUACAAUCAUUCCAACAUUUUCAUGCUUAAAACGAGUGAUGGCAUUAUGUGUUGCACUGAUUGUCGAAAGGAAAUUAGCAAAAUAUGAUGAUCCAAUUAUCAAAUAUUGGCCUAAUUUUGGUAAUAAUGGCAAAGCUAAUAUUACCAUUCGAAUGUUAGCAUCACAUGAGGCAGGUUUGACUUAUUUGGACAAACCAAUUAGUUUGGAAAUUGCCGACGAUCAUCAAACAAUGAGAAAAAUGCUCGAGAAUGAGCAACCGAAAUGGUUAUCGAGAAAGGAAUUCGGUUGCCAUGGAUCUUCGUACUAUUGGCUUAUUGAUCAAUUAAUUCGGCAUAUUGAUAAGAAAAAACGUGGCGUACAACAAUAUUUUCACGAUGAAAUAGCAUCAAAACCUGGAAUUGAUUAUUCGAUCGGUUUAACAAUGACAGAGGAAUAUCGAGUGGCUCGAAUGACAAUGCCUUCCUGGUCUGAUAUCCUUAGCGAAAUUUAUCAAACUCCUGAUUUGACACGAACUUUGUCAUUUCAAUUUUCUGCACUUAAAGACUCGAUAAUAUAUAAAGUUAUGCAUAAUUUAAAAUGGUUAGAUCCAAACAAACCAAUGCAAAUUAACAAUCCAAAUUUUCAUCAUUUAUUAUAUCACGGAUUUGGUAAUGCAAGAAGUUUAGCACAGAUAUUUCAUACGUUGACGACAGGUAAACUGUUGUCAUCUGCAACAGAACUUCUUUACGAUAAUAGCACAGAUAUAUGUACAAUGAAAUAUUUAACAAAGAGCAUUGGCUUCUUAGUUUUCAUCAAUCAACCACAGGUGACACAUUUAUUUGGCCAUUCAGGCUUCGGUUGUCAACAAGUCAUUCACGACACUCGAAAUGAUCUCACAAUUGCUUAUGUAACAAAUGCUAUCAAAGUUGGUACAUAUGAAAAAUGUCGCACUUACAUUCGCUUACAAAAUGCAAUUUACGAUAUUGUUGAAAAAAUUAAUGAAAUUUAA
Molecule: messenger RNA, 1269 nt
Organism: Acanthocheilonema viteae
Lineage: Eukaryota; Metazoa; Nematoda; Chromadorea; Rhabditida; Onchocercidae
Source: the annotation of a GenBank genome assembly